UUGUUCCGUGUUUACCCAAUAACAAAAACCAUCAAACCUUAGGGGUCUUUGUUGUAAUUUUAACAAAACCCUCGGGGGUAUUUUUCUAUUUUUUUAACAUGUAAGACCUACUUCCAUAAGGGAACGGCGGACAACGGAGUGAGGGGAACCAUGAGGGAGGCGGCAAAAAAUGGGAUGAGGUCUGGAUUGGUGGUGAUCGGUGCAGUAGCUUUUGGCUAUCUUACCCUACAGCUAGGAUUUAAGCCUUAUCUAGAGAAAGCACAAUUAUACAACCCUGAUCCCGAUGAAGAUCUGAAUCGCCAAUCGGACCAACAGAAACAGCAGCAGCAGCAGUUGUCCAGCAUAUCCCUAAAUUGUUAUCCGUUUCGAUGGGUGACUCUAAUGUCUUCAUCUUCAAUGGAGAUGAUGCUUUCAACUCUUCCGAUACAGUUUUCACAUAAAAUUGAUUGAUGAUUUCUAUGCAUUUGUUAAGUGUACGAGGAACUUUGCAGUUCAUCAAGGAACAAAUGUUUGUAUCAGUAGAAAAGAAAGUUGCUUUUGUUUUUUUUUAUUAUUUAUUUUAAAUAAUAAAGCUUUAGAAGUUUUUAA
This is a messenger RNA of Lactuca sativa (garden lettuce), 588 nucleotides long. The record is from RefSeq and is a predicted model, not a curated record. NCBI's taxonomy places the organism in Eukaryota, Viridiplantae, Streptophyta, Magnoliopsida, Asterales, Asteraceae.